AUGGCUGCCGACUCCUCGUCGGAUGAGUCCGACCAUCAAGAUCAUCACUCUGACCAGGAGGAACACAGUUCUGACGCGAGCAACGACAACGAGUCCGGAUCCGACUCCGGCUCUGAUUCUGGAUCCAACUCCGAGGUCUCUUCAGACUCAGACGACUCCAGCGAUGAUGAGGUGUCUUCCUCAGAAAUUUUGACACGUAACAGCAGGGGUAUUCAGCUUCUGGCGUCGAUGCUCAACCUCGAAGCGAGUGAAUCCCACUCAAGCGAUGAUGAAGAUGACGACGACGACGAGCACGAUGAAAGUGACCUUGCUGAACACAUCUACGAAUACCCGAACUCUCGCCAAGCCAGACGCAACGAUCACCAAUCUUUCCCCAAGUUCGCCCUCUUGCCUUAUGAACUUCGCCAGCGCGUCUGGGAGAUGUUCUGCCCCGAUCUGACGGCAAAGUCACGCGUCUAUGAGUUCCGCAUCCUCCCUGCCCCAGGGAACCUGAACAAUAAUCCGGGCGAUGUCUGGGAGAGCCACAUACUUGACCAGCAAACCACUCCCACCCGUAUCAUGUCGGCUGUUCACCGAGAAAGCCGCGAGCAUGUGCUCAAGAAAUUUCCUGAUGUUCUCACCUUUCGAAAUGGCCAAUGUACGAUCCGCUGGAAUUGCAUGAACGACGUUGUAGUUCUAGGCGGCAGAGUCUCUCCCCCCUUCCAGCCAAUACCAGGCUUUUCGGAUCAAAUUCGGAACCUGGCGCUCGAUGUCGACCUUGCCCGCCACAUCGAUAUCCGUUGGUUCCCGGAGCGGCUUGAUUAUGAAGCAAUGUUGAAGAACUUCUGCCCUCGGUUGAACAGGGCGUUCUGCAUCAUUGAUGACUCCGAUUGUCCGGCGAGGUUUUUGCGCUGGUGUGCGAACAAAGAGGACCGCCAUUACUUUGUACGGACCGAAGAGGAGGAGCCAGGCGUCGGAGAGGAUGCUGAUUACAUGUAUUGCUGGCGAAACCCUUCCAAGACCUGCGAAUUCACCGUCGACAAUAGCAUUCCCGGUGUUCUGUGCGAACUGGUUUGGCGAUCGCUCCGAUACACCCAAAGUGGACUCGACGACAGAGAAAAUAUCUUCCAGCCACUCAUACGCUUCUCUUUCGAAACUGGCCUUCGGCGCUUUGAGAAGAUUGUCAAAGAACAAAACAAUAACACCGACUGGAGUUUCUCUGACUAUACUUCGGACGAAGAGCUUGGGGAUGAGGAGCCGGAUGAGUACGAGAGCUCAGGGAUCGAUGACUCGGAAAUCAGCGAGGAUGAGGUAGGGGGGUCAGAAAACGAAGAUGAUCUUGUUGUUGUGGCAGAUGGCAGCGAUCAAGAGGAGGAAGAUUCGAGCGAUGAAGAAGGGGGACCAAGCCGUGCAGGACGUGCAAAUCAGAGUCAUGAUGUCCCCAUCGAAAUCUCCGACGACUCCGACGACGAAUCUCACUCCGGGAAUAACGUCCAUCAAAAUGAUCGCCUUGGUCCAACCGACGCUGCUCGCUUCUCCAGCAUAGACCCGUCGGAUUCCUCAACAAUGGAUGAGGAGUCAUCCUCACCACGUCGAGCUGGACCCUCUCGCUCUGUCGGCUCUGCGCGUAUCAGCAACGAGAGUCGCCGCCGUGCCCGCGGUACUGUUGUGCUUUCGGAUGAUGAAGAUGAGGAUCAGGAGAUGGAGUACGAGUCGAUUGAAAAGCAAAGAGAAAGUCCUCAGAGCGCUUCAGGUGGUGAGAGUCCUGGAGACCCUGUGGUCAUCUCGGAUAGCGAUGAGGAAGAAGAAGAAGAGGUAUCGAGGCGGCGACUCAAGCGGAAAGCCAUACGUCGGCCCAGAGUUGUGCCAGACGAGGAUGAGGAGGAUGAAGAGGAAGAAGAAGAGGAAGAGAAGGUACCAAUGCCCCGGAAAAUCACAUCUCGUCGGGGACUGCGGCCCCCGGCUUCCGACACAGAUGAUGACGAGGACGAAGAAAGCGAAUCAUCCGCAAGCGAUAGUGACGACUCGUCUGAAGAAGAUGAUGAAGAUGACGCAGCCCCCACCAAGCCUUUGACUCUCGCGGAGAAGCUGGAACUGCAUGGUCGAAAUAAUCCUAUUCCUGACUCGGAUGAUGAUAACGACGACGGUGAUGACGGCAGUGUCAGCGGGGAUGAUUACGAUGCGCGGAACUAUGCUGAUUUUCAGGAUGACGAGGAAGGUAACGAGAUCUCGGGUGAAGACAAGGAGGACGAUGAAGAAGGCGAAGGUGGGCUCAUUAUGGAUAUGGCAGACGAAGAGGACGGGGAGGAUGAAGACGAUGAGUAUUAG
Molecule: messenger RNA, 2307 nt
Organism: Sordaria macrospora k-hell
Lineage: Eukaryota; Fungi; Ascomycota; Sordariomycetes; Sordariales; Sordariaceae
Source: RefSeq, a predicted model, not a curated record